AUGACAAGUUACCCACCAGUGAAAGAGGCAAGGGCAAUUUUGACUGAUUCAAAGAACCAGAGCCCCUCCACCAGUCCUGCCUGGGGCCCCAUGGAAGUGGCCAACAAUGUCACCGAGUUUAUAUUUCUGGGACUUUCCCAGGAUCCUGGAAUGCAAUUGAUGUUCUUUGCCUUAUUUCUCCUCUUCUACAUCAUGAUUAUGGUGGGAAAUUUGCUCGUUUUGCUUACCGUCUUUUUUGAUCCCCAGCUCCACACACCCAUGUAUUUCUUUCUCAGUAACCUGUCUUUUGUAGACAUUGCCUAUUCCUCAGCCACAGCACCCAAGAUGAUUGCAGACUUGGUGUCUGAGAAAAAGACUAUUUCUUACUGGGGCUGUAUAACUCAGAUGUUUACCUUCCACUUUUUUGGUUGUGCUGAGAUUUUUGUUUUGACUGUCAUGGCUUUUGAUCGUUAUGCAGCUAUCUGCCAACCCCUCCGUUACACUACCAUCAUGAGUGCCAAUGCUUGUGCUGUGCUGGCAUCACUGUCCUGGUUGGGGGCCCUGGGUCAUUCCUUUGUUCAAACCCUCCUGACCUUUCAGCUGCCCUUCUGCAAUGCUCAGGUCAUAGACCACUACUUUUGUGAUGUCCACCCAGUCCUAAAACUUGCCUGUGCUGAUACAGCCCUGGUAAAUAUGCUAGUGGUUGCCAAUAGUGGACUCAUCUCUCUGGGGUGUUUCCUUAUUAUUCUGGCUUCCUACACAGUCAUUCUGUUUAGUCUUCAAAAACGGUCUGCAGAAAGCCGGCGCAAAGCUCUCUCUACCUGUGGAUCUCAUCUGAUGGUAGUAACUUUCUUCUUUGUGCCUUGUGUCUUUAUUUAUCUCCGUCCAUCCACUACUUUCCCACUGGAUAAGGUGGUGUCUGUGUUCUACACCACCAUCGCUCCCAUGUUAAACCCACUCAUCUAUACUCUGAGGAACCAGGAUGUCAAGAACGCUAUGAAGCGACAAUGGAGUCGCAAGUUCUCCUUGAAGGAAAAGCAGAAGGGAUAG
Messenger RNA from Propithecus coquereli (Coquerel's sifaka), 1029 nucleotides. Its product is annotated as olfactory receptor 4S2-like. Gene Ontology annotation, molecular function: G protein-coupled receptor activity; olfactory receptor activity. Gene Ontology annotation, biological process: G protein-coupled receptor signaling pathway. Gene Ontology annotation, cellular component: membrane. Bases 1 to 1029 code for a protein of 342 amino acids. The transcript has 2 exons. The record is from RefSeq and is a predicted model, not a curated record. NCBI's taxonomy places the organism in Eukaryota, Metazoa, Chordata, Mammalia, Primates, Indriidae.